AUGAGUGUUGAAGUGGUGGUCAAGCUUCAUGGAGUAGAAUACCAAAGCUCUGUCCCCUCUGGCACAGGAUCAAGCACUCUUGGUCUAGGCCCACUUAAGUCCUUUGCACCUCAAAGGUCUUCAUGCAUUCUUCGAGAUUUGGAUAUCAAAACAUCAGGGACUGGCUGCGUGAAGAUUCAGAAAAUAGAAUGUGAUAACUGCAAAAUAGAAACGGAGAAGGGGACUAGUGUCUUGCAGUCAAUAAAGAGCCAUAAAAUUGAUAUACGGACAAACGGUGGCAAAGUAAUUGGUCUUGGAACACUUUAUGGAAAUACAGAUAUUCGUGCAACAGAGAAGGGUAGUGUGAAUAUAGAGAAGCUGCAGGGGACAUCCAUCAACAUAUCUACUGAAGAUGGGCUGCUGAAAACUAAGUAUCUCUAUGCAGAAUCAUCAUCUCUGUCUUCAGUAGCUGGUGAUAUUCUGCUGGGAAGUAUUCAUGGUAACACCAGCCUUCAGACCAAAACAGGGAGUAUCACAGUAGAUUCAUCAGAUGGAAGUCUAAAAGCUUCUACACAUCAUGGGGCAAUAGACGUUUAUGUCAGUCAAUUAAGAAAAGUGGAUCUGCAAUCCCAGAAAGGUUCUAUUACAGUCAAGGUACCUGCCUCUCUCAAAGCCUAUUUACAGUUGUCUGGAAGAAAAGUGGAUGUGAGCUCAGAGAUCCAGUUAAAAGAAACACAGAGUGCCUCCAAAGAUGAUCACGUAACUAUAAGUGGUCACAUGAAUCAAAGAAAUGAAACAGACAAAUGGAUUAAGGCUGACACACAAAAUGGCAAAGUGUGUCUUAAAAGCCAAAGCUGGAUCCAGUCUGUCAAGCUGAAGAGUUCUUAAAGGUGAAAUAGGCCAAAGAGAUUAAAUCAAGAAAUUGUAAAGGAACAUUUCUGUAAAAUUACGAAACUUUGUUGAUGUAUAUUCUUAAUGUAAGAGAGUAACAAUAUUAAAAAUGAGGGCAUUUUAACCCAAGAUUUGCCCAUGACAGUGGCUGGUGCUUAACAGGUCUGGUUUACUUUUAGUGCCUUUUAGGAACGACAAGAUCUUGCAUAU
Molecule: messenger RNA, 1080 nt
Organism: Fulmarus glacialis (Northern fulmar)
Lineage: Eukaryota; Metazoa; Chordata; Aves; Procellariiformes; Procellariidae
Gene: FAM185A
Product: family with sequence similarity 185, member A
Exons: 9
Coding region: 1-867 (288 amino acids)
Source: RefSeq, a predicted model, not a curated record